Molecule: messenger RNA, 3211 nt
Organism: Meleagris gallopavo (turkey)
Lineage: Eukaryota; Metazoa; Chordata; Aves; Galliformes; Phasianidae
Source: RefSeq, a predicted model, not a curated record
GGGCCUGUAACACCCCAAAGCCCCAUCGUGACCUCAGCGAGUCACAGCAGUGGCGUCAGCCUUUGCAAAGGGUGAGUGUGCACUUCUCCCCAUGCCUGAGCAGCAGGCAGAGCUGGAACAUCCCUGGUGUCGAGUUGGUUGGAUGAGGCAGAGCACCGCACAUGCGCAACGCAUUGCACACCUCCAGGAAAAGGAAAGGCUUGGCUACACGCUUAAGGCCAAAGUGGGAGCUGUGGGUAUUUGUAUUUUUAGCCACAAAUCAUAAGCGUCCACCAGCGUGCACAGAAGAGAAGGCGACGCUGGAAGGGAGACACGCGGCAAAAACAAAGACCUCUUUAUGCCUGCGGCACCGGGGAGAGAGGGAGCAAACCACAUGGGUUAGGGAACAUCUGGAAUCACUACAUGGGAGCCAAGCGCCGCAGAAAGCAACGGCAUUCCUCAAGUUUCCAUGCGAGGAAGGUGCAGAGUACUCUAGGUGGAAACAAGGUACCAGCCUUUGGACACCAGCGCAGGAAGAAGGAGCUUGGAGGCUUGCUCCAAACUGGAAGCAUACAGGGAACGAGAUCUCUUCUCAGCUGCCAAAAAGAGGAUGUUUCUUCCAUCUGGACUUGGACAUUCCUUCACCCCAUCUCUGCCCCCAAAACCCCAUCCCAAAGGCAGGGAGGGGAAGGACUAAUGAGCUGCUGAUAGCCGGAGAGCAGAUCACAGAGGCUCCACUCCGUCUGCCCAGUGUUCAGACUACCUGUUCAGGACUACGAGAUUGUACAGUAGUCUGCACAUUGGUUAGGCUGUGCUGGGAUACACCACACACUGCCAGUGCUGCACGGGGACGGCAACACCUGCACGGCAGAGGGACAUGCAUGGAGAGGGUGGGCUGCGGGGGCAGCUGCAUGCAGAGUUCACCCAUCCCUCAGCCUGGGAGGAUAACAGCACCCUUUGAAGCCACGCUCGAUCACUUUUACCUGCCUGCUUACCAGCCUGCUCACAUUCUUCUUACUCUUUCUCCACCUCUCCUUCAUUCCCUUCUCAGCCAUCCAUCCUUUCUUUCAGCUUUGUGUACUUGUCCCAGGGAUGGCUACGCUGAUAGCUUGUUUCACGUGCUAAGCUUUGCCAUAAAGUGCAGAGAGAAACAGAAGGGCCUGGUGGAGCAACAACUGCACUGCACUUUGCUACCUGAGAAGGCAUGAUCGAGCAGAGAAAGGUGAAUGGAGAGAGGGGAAUUCACAUCUUAAAGAAUGCUGAUGUUUUAAAAAAAGAAAAAAAAACUAAAGGAUUGAAAGUUGGAAGUUUGAAUGUUCUGGAAGUUGUGUUUGCUUUGAUGUUUGUCUGGAAAAUAAAAGAGAAACAGUGAGUGAAAGCAUAAAUGAGGACUCAGUAAGAGAAAAGAGUUUAUCCGGGGAAAACUCUUCUUUUGAAGAAAGUAAGUGAAUCAAAGAGCUACGCAGAUGAUGUAAAGAUGUUUCACAGAGCAGCUAAGAGUGCUGUGAAAGUAGCAAAGGAAAAACCUCCAAGCAGACCUGCUUGUUAAACGAAAUGGGUGCAAACACCAGGAUGCAGCUGGAUCAGAGGCACCACCUCGUCACCAGUUUGAGGGAAUCAGAGCAAAGAAAAGAUUCCGACCAGCUAACCUGGGCAUCAAGGACACAGAUUGGUGGGGCAGAGGUGGGGCAGGCGGGGGCUGCAUGCGUGUGCUGCAGGGGAACAACUUCACUAUUGAUCAAUGUAUUUAUUUCUUAAGUAGAAUUGGGUACAAAACACCAAAAAAUACAGGAUAAGCAGCCAAUGGCGGUCAGUGAGGUCAUGUUCUUCCCAGAACAAGAGAGUACCUUUGUGCUCCAACCAAAAGAAAGGCACUGAGAGCCCAAGCACAAGUGAUGUGAGAGGAACCAACACGAUGCAUAAAGAAUCUGAAGCAUCCUCACAUAUCCAACCUGAAGCCACCAGGAACUCUGCACCCAUCCCUCCUGUACACAGACAGGAAUCACAAGGCAGCUGCAGUGCAUGCAACACAUGCACGCACACAGCAAGUAAGGCCAUGCUCUUCUCAUGUAGUCAUCUAUUAUGCAAAUCCCACGUUUCUAGUAGGUGAUUUACCUGAGGACAGAAGGUCCAUCUGUAUCACACGUUCACACAAAUUGCCAGAGGAACAGCAGAUCUCUCCAUCUGCACAUGCACUCCUGUGGACACUGACAGAGCAGGGAGUGCGGGGUCCCUCCAGCAGGCAGCAAGCUUUACUGACAGCAACACAGGACUCACUGCAUCCUGCCUGCCAGCUCCCCAGCACCACAUGCUCUGGCAGUCCCUCUUUUGCAUCCAGAGGGAAAGAUGAAGUGAGCACUGAGGAUUUCACAGGGGAUUCAGGCAGCACUAUUUGAAUCAAGUCCUUGUAGCACAUCUGCUACAAUGCUUACUGAGCAGCCGGACAGCAUGCUGUGGUACUGCUCUGCUCCAGCACUGGGGACUCUGUGGCUUCCCUGAGCAAGGAAACAUUCUAUAUUGCCAGCAGCCAAGGCAGGCUCCUCCCUGCCUCUCCCUCCCACACUGGCCUGCAGUCCCCAGCCCUUGGGAGGUGCAGGUACCACAGGGGGUCACCGGCUCUGGGGGAGGCCAGCUGCCCGUGGGGCAGCUCUGCAUAGGGCCCAACAUCUGCCUCCCUGAGUGGAGACAGGAAGAAAAACAGAACUCGGGAGCACACACACACCACACAAAUGCUUUGGCAGUAUGGCAGAGUGGGGAGCCAACUUUCCACCCCCGUCUGGCCCCUCUUUCCUUCCCCUCCCAUUCCCCAGCACACUCCUUCAAGGCCCCUCCAGAGCAUCAGCAGCCAUCUCCCCACUAACACGCAACGCCGGGCCCUUUAAGACAUUUUAAGUUUCAAUUCCUUUCUUCAGAGGCAGAGGAAAAACAAACCAGCUUUGCGGAAAGACUGGUAUUUCACUAAUGGGGUCCAGAUGUCUCCAUUCCUCAGACAUUGGUCCUGGCUUGCAAAACAGGGCAGGGAGAGGCCAUGUCCCCACUCCCCCCAGCUCCCUGCAAGCCGGGCUUUUCCCCUGACCCCACCACACCAUGUCACCCCUUGCCUUCCCAGUCCACCUCUCACAACUCUGCCACCAGCAGGACAGAGCCAGCUCCCUCCUCAUUUCCUCCAGCCAGCAGUCAGAGCACAAGGAACAGGGAGCACAGGGCUGGGCAAAGCCUCCCCCCUCCUCCC